CUUUCACAUUAAUAUUAAAUAGAACUCCAUGUGAUGCAAUUAUCUGGUCACACCAAUUUCUCUGCCAUGCAAGCCGUCUUGUGACCUUUUCAUCUUGUGGAUAUAAAUAGUUACAGAAUGGUAGACUACAUAUACUCGUUUAAAGUUUAUGAAAUUGCCUAUCCGUUUGCCAUGUACUAAUUCUAUCACAGAUAUGUCGGCUAUUUUUCUACACUGUUCAACAUCGGUGAGUAAGAGAAAUAUGCAUGUGAGGCAGUUGUUUAGUGUUGGGUUUUGAUAAAGUAGAUAUUUAUUUCCAAAUUGAAAGGAGAGCCACUUAUUUUAGACUUGAUUAACUGAUGAAUGUGACUUGUGUGCAUGUGAAAGCCUUGUCUUGUUCUAUUUUCUUCGACAAUGGGUACUCGAACCCGUAUAUACAUAUUUGGCCAAAUGAUUAGAUACUACGUUACAAAAAGUAACGAAUCUGACUACUUACGAUGGUAGAGCCGUUAGGUUAUAUACCACUUCUAUAUAAAGUACUCCUUCGCAUGCUAAGCCUCCACACCACCAAAACUCGCCCUUAAGCGUUUCUCUCCCUACGAACUUACUUUCUUAGCAUGACAACAUUUUCAUUUUUCGCAACCUUCAUUUUUUCUUUCUUCCUUCUUGUCUCUUCAUGGGUGCAUGGGUUGACCGAAUCUGAAAUAAGAUCAUGGUGCAGCCAAACACCUCAUCCGGACUCUUGCGAGUACCUCUUCGCGGGUAAACCGAAUUUAGGUCCGAUAAAGCAAAAACCUGAUUUCAUCAACGCGAUAUUGAAACUCACCCUAGAGAAAGCGUCAAAUGCCGAGGUUAAUACUCGAUCCCUUGGAGGGAAAUGUCGCAACAAGCAUGAAAAGGUUGCAUGGCAAGAUUGCCUAGAGCUUUACGAAACCACUGUUCAUAGGAUCAACAUGACUAUUGAUCCUCAAAGGAAGUGUAGCCAGGUUGAAAGGCAGACAUGGCUUAGCACAGCUCUUACGAAUCUCGAGACCUGUAAGACAGGAUUCGAGGAGGUGGGUAGUGGUGAAUACUUGUUACCAUUAAUGAACAAUAAUUUAUCCGCCUUAAUUAGCAAUACGUUGGCAAUGAACAAAGGAGGAUCUACAGAGAACUACGAGCCUACAUAUCGGAAUGGUUUCCCUACAUGGGUAAAGCCCGGUGAUCGGAAGCUAUUACAAUCAUCAAACCCCGCUCCAAACGCUAACAUUGUGGUGGCUCAAGACGGUUCUACUGGUUAUAAGACCAUCGGAGCUGCUAUAGCGGCUGCAAAGUCGGGGUAUGUUAUAUAUGUUAAAGAAGGCACUUACAAUGAAAUAGUUCAGAUUGGAUCCAAAUUGAACAACAUAAGGCUAGUAGGAGAUGGUAUUGGAAAAACUAUCAUAACCGGUAGUAAAAGUGCUGGAGGAGGUGCUACCUCUUUUAGUUCAGCUACCUUCGCAAUUGUAGGAGAUGGAUUUAUCGGUCGUGGUAUCACUAUUAGAAACACCGCAGGGCCACAAAACCAACAAGCGGUUGCCCUUCGUAGUGCUUCUGAUCUAUCGGUGUUCUAUCAAUGCAGCUUUGAAGGUUACCAAGAUACACUCUACGUUCUCUCGAACAGACAGUUUUAUAAAGAAUCACAGGGUCGGACUGACCCGAAUCAAAACACGGGAAUUUCGAUCCAUGAUUCUCGAGUCGCGGCUGCUUCAAGCCUAAGUGGGGUGAAAACGUAUCUCGGUAGACCAUGGAAGCAAUAUUCGAGAACUGUUUAUCUCAAAACGUAUCUUGAUAGUAUAGUGAACCCAGCGGGUUGGUAUCCUUGGAGUGGUAGUUUUGCGCUUAAUACGUUGUAUUAUGGAGAGUAUAUGAACACGGGCCCUGGUUCAUCCACUGCUAAUAGGGUUAAUUGGAAAGGCUACCAUGUUAUCACUAGCGCCACCGAGGCGUCAAAGUUUGACGUCCAGAAUUUCAUCAGCGGUGGAUCUUGGUUGCCGCGAACCGGCGUUCCCUUCACUUCUGGCGUUUAA
Messenger RNA from Lactuca saligna, 2027 nucleotides. Lineage: Eukaryota; Viridiplantae; Streptophyta; Magnoliopsida; Asterales; Asteraceae. The record is from the annotation of a GenBank genome assembly.